Molecule: messenger RNA, 1728 nt
Organism: Triticum dicoccoides
Lineage: Eukaryota; Viridiplantae; Streptophyta; Magnoliopsida; Poales; Poaceae
Product: cold-responsive protein kinase 1-like
Exons: 7
Coding region: 379-1500 (373 amino acids)
Biological process (GO): protein phosphorylation
Molecular function (GO): ATP binding; protein kinase activity
Source: RefSeq, a predicted model, not a curated record
AGAGGCUGGGGGUGAGGUGAGGUGAGGUGAGCGGCAGCAGCAGGAGUAGGAAGAAGAGGAACGGGAGGGAGAGAAAGUCAAAGCCUCGUGCCGUGGUGCUCCCCAGAUCCUUCUCACCGCCUUCUUCCUCUUCAUAUCCUUCUCCGCCUACUCCUCCACCUCCACCCUCCCCCUCAUCCAUUCUUAACUGCGCCCGCCACCGCCAUCUUGUACGCCACCGCCUCCUCUCGCCUUACCUCGUGCUCACCAACUGGUUGGCGCUGUCCUCGUUGUUUAUCAGCCGGUCGCUAGCGCAGGGAGCGAGCCAGGCUUGAUCGAUUGAUCCUCGGCGCUGCUAUCUAUCUAUCUGCAAGAAAUUCCUUCUAGUUUGUUGUCAACAUGGAUUGCUGCUUUAUGUUCGGACGGAGAUCUCAACAUGCUGUUGAAGGCGAUGAUGGUGAACAUAGUGUGAAGGUCUUUUCUUACAAUGAGUUGAGAAAGGCAACUCAAGAUUUCAGUGGGGCAAACAAGAUUGGAGAGGGUGGUUUUGGUUCCGUAUUCAGGGGAAUGCUCAAAGACGGCACACUAAUCGCAGUGAAGGUUCUGUCAGCCACUUCAAGGCAAGGUGUCCGAGAGUUCUUAACUGAACUUACAGCAAUUUCAGACAUCAAGCAUGAAAACCUGGUCACGCUUGUCGGAUGCUGUGCUGAAGGGUCCCAUAGGAUCCUCGUUUACAAUUAUCUUGAGAAAAACAGCCUUUCACAGACAUUGCUAGGGUCUGGCUACAGCAGCAUCCAGUUCAACUGGAGGGCUCGUGUCAAAAUUGCCGUGGGCGUUGCCCGUGGACUUGCAUUUCUUCAUGAGGAAAUCCGUCCUCACAUUAUCCACCGCGACAUAAAAGCGAGCAACAUUCUUCUCGACAAGGACCUCACCCCGAAAAUUUCUGAUUUUGGAUUGGCGAGGCUUCUUCCUGCCAAUGCAACUCAUGUUAGCACCCGGGUGGCAGGCACAUUAGGAUACUUGGCUCCUGAAUAUGCUAUCCGAGGUCAAGUGACGAAGAAGUCCGACAUCUAUAGUUAUGGAGUUCUUCUCUUGGAAAUCGUCAGUGGCAGAUGUAACACCAACACAAGAUUGCCUUGUGAAGAUCAAUUCCUCCUUGAGAAGACAUGGGCAUUCUAUGAGCAAGAGCGUCUAGAAGAGAUCAUAGAUGCCGACAUAGACGAAGACCUGGACAUCGAGGAGGCAUGCCGGUUCCUGAAGAUCGGCCUGCUAUGCACACAGGACGCAAUGGCGCGCCGCCCCCACAUGCCCACCGUCGUGAGGAUGCUCACAGGAAGCAAGAGCGUCUCCAUGGAGAAGAUCACCAGGCCAGCCAUGAUCACCGACUUUGCGGAGCUCAAGGUCAGCACCAAACCGCACGGAGCGAACCAGGCGCGGUCCAACACGUCGAGGUCCUUCUCCACCACGGAAAUAUCUGAGCCCUUCUCGUCGUCGGAGAAUCACACGCAGACAUCUGUAUGAAGAGUUGGCCAGGAAAUUAGCGGCGUUCGAUUUGUACAUUGUCGUGGUGAUAGAUAUGCCUGCAAUUUUUGGAGGAUAUAUUGCUUUGUUUUUUUUUCUUUUUUGAUUCCACGAGGAGGGGUUGGGUUAACGGGGCAACCUGUCGUUUGCUUGUUGUGUACGAUGUAAAUAUCUGGAGGUGGAGAUGAUCAACAUAGGUUCUUGCAAGAUAUGAUUCACAUCUCUGAA